Dreissena polymorpha is the source of this 1901-nucleotide messenger RNA. RefSeq lists its product as uncharacterized. Bases 767 to 1807 code for a protein of 346 amino acids. The record is from RefSeq and is a predicted model, not a curated record. NCBI's taxonomy places the organism in Eukaryota, Metazoa, Mollusca, Bivalvia, Myida, Dreissenidae. The transcript has a single exon.
UUUUCUCCUUUAAUUAUUUCUAAUCUAUUCUAGUAAACGUUUAUUAAAUAUGUAAAAUAAAGUUAGAAGUCGGUAGUUAAAAGGUGUUUCUUAGCAAUUCUUGUGAUAUUUAUGAUGGAUGCUGAGUUUACGGGCUGUAGUUUACGGAUUUCGGUGGGGAAAAAGUGGAUCGGUCACAUGGCGUCUGAUCUAAGCAAUUGUAGUAAGAGCAAAAACAAUUUCAAGCUUUAUGAGAAAACGUAGUUGAUAUGCAUUCGUGUAUUCAGUGAAAUAACCAUGUUAUACUUAUUUUCUGAAAAUAGGCUAAUAUCUCACUGGCAGUAAGAGAGAAAAUUUCAAUCGAAAUAAAGGAAUUCCCGUGGCUUGUUAAACAAACAUAUUACUUUUGGUUAGCACAAAAAUGUCAAAAUAUAUUUAGCGUUAUUAUUCAAUUUCUGAAGAGAGUGGGUUGCUUCAGAUUCAAUUAGGGCGGGCACUAUGUUCAGGUUUAUCAUAAACACUUUAAAUGAAUGUUGGUUUUUAUGUAGCAAUAGUAAAAGGAACUUAAUUGUGGCAAUGCGGCAAUAGUCGGUACUUACUGCAGUUAAGAGGUGGUCUUAUGGCGCAUUUAUUUAUAAUUACCAAGACAGUUUGUUGAGUCACGUUUUAGUUCAUAUGCAAUAAAUCUCUAAAAGGUUUGUUAAUUAUUAUAGUGGGUUAAAUAUAAGCCAAAUAUGGCUUUUUUCGGUAUUUACUUAUUAUCUUUAUUGUUUAUUUUAUUGCACACAUGGAAACGCGAAACCGGAAAAGGCGCCGUCCGUCGGUCAAACUACACCAGCAUCCCAGCCAAAACCUACCUGGCACCAGCCAACAACCCCGUCAGCUGCCUUCCACCCAAAUGCCCGAUCAGCUGCCUCCCAACCAACAGCCUGUCCAGCUGCCUCUCACCCCCAGCCAUCGACUCGGCCAAUGGUCUUCAAACCAACAGUCCGGCCAUCAACCCGACCAGCUGCCUCUCAGUCAACAACUGGGCGACCAGAUGCAGCCUGCAGCAAGCCAGCCAGAGCCGGUUGUUCAAUCGGGUAAUGGUUUUAGUGAGGAUAUUUUUUUACCAUGCAUGAUUCCUAGUUUUCAGUCUGUUUUAGGUGAUCAUGUUCCUCAGUCAAUUAAAGACAAAAUAAUAUCAGGCCAAUAUGUAGAUCUGGCAUGUUUGUUGGAGGCCCCGGUAGUUCCUGAAGAUUUAGGAAAACAUUUGGUUUUGAAUAAUUCGGGUGAAUUAGUGGUAAAGCCCAACAUGAAACAAAGCAUUGUGGAUAUAGCUAAAUGGACUGACGCAUUCCUCAUUUUCUCAAGCAUUUAUUUAAGUGCUCAUCCGGUUAAAAUGCAAGAUCUCUUAAAGUAUAUGCACACUAUAAGGCUGGGGGCAGCAAGACACACUGAGGGUUGGAGAUCUUAUGAUCAACAGUUUAGGUUGAGAAUGGGUAAUAACCCAGCGAAUUCGUGGGCAAUGAUUGAUAUGGAGCUUUGGCUGUUGUGUAUGGGGCCUCCAAGGCAGCCAGUUCAUGAUACAGGGAAUUUUGUAAGAAAAUGUUAUGAUUUCAAUUAUACCAGAUGCUUACGGUCAGUUUGCAAUUACAAACAUGCUUGUAUGAUUUGUGGUUCCGACCAUCCUUCCAGGGUAUGUCAUCUCAAGCCUCGCAACACCAGUUCCUUGGGAGGAGGGUCUGUCAGGGGGGCUGUCACCCAGACCUCGUACAGGCCUAGAGCUUACACGUUCCGACCUAGAGGCCCAAUUCAGGGGCUCCGGGGCCCGUUUAGCAGAUACUAAUACCUCAGUUUGGUCUCUUGGCAAGUCGCCAAUCAAUGUUGUUACGAUUUCUAAAUAUCUUCAGUUAUAUCCAAAUAAAGAAGUAGCUUCUGUG